AUGGAACGAAUCAACGAGGAUUCUCCAAAAAGUGCGGGCUUGGGAUGGAGAAAACACAUUUGGGAUACAAUUCGAGAAGUGAAUUGCGAUGUUUCCGGAAGUUCUUCCACGAGCUCUCCUCUCCCACAGGAAAAGGAAGAAGCUGAAACCCAUAAGAAAUGCAAAGGCAACUUCAAUUUUGGCCUAUUCGAAGAGGCGCUUAAUCAUUUGGAGGACAAGGAUGAGCCAAACCAACAAGAUGCCCCGUUGGACUUUGAAAAGCUAUUUCAAAUUGACAAGGACACUCAAACAGCACGACGACAUCUGCGACAAAUUCACACGCACACCUUUAAUGAAGGCGACAUCGGAUUUUCGGGAACUUACGAUGCUGCGUCUGAUUUUUAUGCUGUGGCUGUUCGCGGAAGAAAUUUGGUGUCACUCUUUAACACCAACGAUGAAGGCUUAUUUGCCGGUGUCAAUCUCAUUUCUUCUACUUCCUACCCGGGAUUGUUGCCACUUGAAGCGGUAGCCAUAGUCAGCCCCGGAAUUCGCUACGCUGUAAUUGCCGGAGACGAAAUAAUUGGCUGCUCGUACGAGGCAGCAUGGGUAUACAAUUUAAUAUUCGACGGAAAGAAAAACAAUAUAACGAAGCUUCGGGGACUUACCGCUGAUACCAGGCGAGAAGUGCUUUUUACGUAUGAAUCCGGCGCUAAAAAGAUCCACUGCAUCAACGCGAAGAAGUCAGCUCGUGAUGAGUUGUUAUUUUCGUGUACCUAUGGAAGGCCCUUAUUUCAUCUCAAUCACAGCUUGGGAAUGCUACAAUUUGGAAAUGUUUCGUUUUUGCAUUAUCAUCGAGGAACCCUAGCAGUCUCCGAUCUUGGAACAUAUAAGCACACGGGACACGUAAAUCAAUGCAUGGUCAGAUCCUAUCAAGUCGAUUAUAAUGCGAAAAAGCUUGUGUUGAGGCACGAGUACUUCAAUGAAGAUGUUUUCAAACCGAACACGCCUGGCUAUAUUGCCUAUGGCUCUGGAAUCAUGAUUGACGACAAAGGCUGGGUAAUUGUUGGUGAUGCACGGGGAUCUUCUCUACAUGUAUUCAAUGAGCGCUUGCAACCGAUUUGCAUAAUCAACACUUUUGGAGAGCCGGGCGCGAAGCCGUACAUUGCCGGAAUCGCUCUUUCGCCAAAGAGUGUGCUUCUCGUCAGCCCACGUAGAGGUAAACCGCAAGUGAUGAUCUACAAGUAUGAGGAGGACAAUAUCAAACGUCAAUAUCAAUAUGCGGAACGGACAAAUUUUGUACAACGAGGAACUUGGAAUGGGCCACAACGGGGGAACUGGAAUGGAACACGACACGGAACCGGAUCGGCGCGCGGCGGAGGUCCCCGGGGCCGCUUUGGACAAUAU
Molecule: messenger RNA, 1383 nt
Organism: Mesorhabditis belari
Lineage: Eukaryota; Metazoa; Nematoda; Chromadorea; Rhabditida; Rhabditidae
Source: the annotation of a GenBank genome assembly